Molecule: messenger RNA, 2434 nt
Organism: Bombus pyrosoma
Lineage: Eukaryota; Metazoa; Arthropoda; Insecta; Hymenoptera; Apidae
Product: beta-galactosidase-like
Exons: 12
Coding region: 141-2288 (715 amino acids)
Biological process (GO): carbohydrate metabolic process
Cellular component (GO): vacuole
Molecular function (GO): beta-galactosidase activity
Source: RefSeq, a predicted model, not a curated record
AUUGCAAUGCUUAAUUACGUAUACGAAACGUCGAACAAUUCGCUUUAAAUAAAAUUUUCUACAAAAGGAAGAAAUCUACAUAGCACUCUUUAGGAUAACGACGAUUACAUAUUACAUAUACGCUCGCUUGUACGAUACGAAUGAUUUUUAUACAAAUAAAUAAUAUUCUAAUUGAGGAUCUUUACAGAUUUAAACGCCGUUCUAAAACACUGUCUCGUUCCCAUUGUCGGCCACGUAACGGAUCGUUCGCGUGUCCGGAGGCAGCCGAUCCGGGCCGCAGUCAUCCUGAAGCCACCGCAUCGGUUUUACAUAGAUACACAGGCAAAAUUCUAACGUAUUCGGAUAAGAUGUGGACGGUUUUAUUGACUUUGGCAGUGACUAGUGCUAUGGGAGAAGUUGUCAACAUCCACGUAAACAAUGAUACGCAGUCGAAAUUCAGCUUCGAAGUCGAUUACGAGAACAACCAAUUCCUGCUCGAUGGAAAACCCUUCCGAUACGUAUCCGGCAGUUUUCAUUACUUCCGAACGCCCAGGCAAUAUUGGAGAGAUCGUUUGAGAAAAAUGAGAGCAGCCGGCUUAAACGCUGUUUCAACAUACGUGGAAUGGAGUCUUCAUCAACCAACUGAAAAUGAAUGGCAUUGGACGGGUGACGCGGAUGUGGUAGAGUUUAUAAACAUUGCUCAGGAAGAAGGUUUGCUCGUGCUCUUGAGACCAGGCCCUUACAUCUGUGCGGAAAGAGAUUUUGGUGGACUUCCAUACUGGUUACUAGCACGAGCGCCGGACAUAAAUUUGCGUACAAACGAUCCACGAUACAUGAAAUACGUAGAAAUAUAUUUAAACGAAAUAUUGGACAAAGUUCAGCCCUACCUAAGGGGAAAUGGAGGACCUAUAAUAAUGGUUCAGGUGGAGAAUGAGUAUGGAAGUUACGCGUGCGACACGGAAUACUUAAGUCGACUCAGAGACAUAAUGAGACAGAAGAUCGGCACGAAGGCGCUUCUGUAUUCGACUGAUGGAUCAAACGUGAACAUGCUACGUUGCGGAUUUAUACCAGAGGUUUAUGCCACCGUCGAUUUUGGACCCAACACGAACGUGACGAAAAACUUUGAAAUAAUGCGCAUGUAUCAGCCACGAGGUCCCUUAGUAAAUUCAGAAUUUUAUCCCGGAUGGUUGACACACUGGCAGGAACCGUUUCAAAUAGUGCAAACCGCAACAGUUACGAAAACCUUAGAUGAAAUGCUAUCUUUGGGUGCUUCUGUUAACAUAUACAUGUUCUACGGUGGAACAAAUUUUGGUUAUACCGCUGGUGCUAACGGUGGUCACAACACAUACAACCCGCAAUUGACCUCUUACGAUUACGAUGCUCCGUUAACCGAAGCUGGUGAUCCAACGUCGAAGUACUUCGGCAUCAGAAACGUCAUAUCCAAGUAUUUACCAUUGCCAAACAUGUCCCUUCCAUCGCCAUCUCCAAAAGGAGAUUACGGUACGGUUCCUCUAAUGCCAAUUUUAAAAUUAUUCGAACCUCGUGCCCGACAAUUAUUUGGAACGAUCAUGGUCGAAGCAACGAACCCAUUGACGUUCGAAGAACUGGGACUGCCUCAUUGGCUGGUACUAUACGAGACCUAUCUGGUACGUGGCUUCACGGAUCCUGCGAUUUUACACGCCAAGGUUCGGGACAGAGCGUUGGCCUACGUAGACGAUCACCUCGUUGGAGUUCUAAGCCGUACCGAUAAUAUCUACGAUAUAAGUAUAGAGGAGCCUUACGGAAAAAGACUGAAGCUACUGGUCGAGAACCAAGGACGAUUGAACUAUGGAAGUGGACUUCGCGAUUAUAAGGGUGUUUCAGAGGUAACCCUAAACGGUAUUUCCCUUGUCUCUUGGAAAAUGACUGGAUUCCGUCUGGAUAGCGUGCCGUCUAUUCCUCUCGACGACAUCGAAUCCACCCUAUCCAUAAGCAAAACUCUUCGCGAUGGCCCAGUUAUACUUCGAGGAAACUUUUCAAUCUCUGGCCAACCGAUGGACACUUAUCUAAACACCGAUGGUUGGGGCAAGGGAGUUGCUUUCGUCAACGGACGCAAUUUAGGUCGAUAUUGGCCGCUGGUCGGUCCUCAAAUCACUCUCUACGUUCCUGCAACUUAUUUGAGAACAGGUGAAAACGAGUUGUUGCUGGUUGAAUUGGAAUAUAUACCGGUGUCCAAGGAGAUGAAGUUGCAAAAGGAACCAAUCUUUUUCUACAAAGAUCGAUAUUCCAAUAGGCAGGAUAACUCGAACGAUAUACGUGUUUUAGUCUAAUCGUUGCUCGGACGACUUUUACGAAGCCUUUAGUCGUCUUCGUUCUUAAAAGACCGGUUAUCGUGAGUCGUGUUCAGGAUGAUUGCUGCGUAAUGAUGUUCCGUGGGAAAUUGUACGAAAAAAAUAAAUUUUAUACUGAUACGCAA